Hydractinia symbiolongicarpus is the source of this 768-nucleotide messenger RNA. RefSeq lists its product as uncharacterized. Bases 287 to 727 code for a protein of 146 amino acids. The record is from RefSeq and is a predicted model, not a curated record. The transcript has 7 exons. Lineage: Eukaryota; Metazoa; Cnidaria; Hydrozoa; Anthoathecata; Hydractiniidae.
UACUGUAUAUUGAGACAUAUUUUACAUGUCUUAGUGAUUAUAAAGAAUUAACUUAUUCUUCAGCCUUGCUAACGAUGUGUCAUUCGAAGUUCCUGACACACAGAAUCUGAGUUUUUUGAACUUGUGCAAUGUGGAUAACAGUUCGGCUUUCAAUAAUCUGUCAUCAAUAUUGACACAUCAGCCUUGCUUUGAAGAAAGUGGAAACACCUCUCAAAGUUCAUCAAAAAAACCAUCAUUAGACUCGUUACAAGAAACAUGCAAUCAGAUUCUGGAGAAUCAAAAGAAAAUGUGCAGGUACCUUGUUCGCCUGGAAAGGCGAAUAGAUGGUAUGGAAGGGCAAAACCAGGUACCAGUUGACAAAAGGCCUCUGGUUCAAAUUGACAACAGGGAAGAACUUGAGCUUUGUGAGGAACGUUUGGGAAAUCCUGAAGACUUCACGGCAAUGAAACAACAAAUAUCACAAAUUGGCGGGGUGGACUACAGAGAUGCUGUACGUCUCGCAAUGAAUAGGAUCUUCACCACUACAUUCAUGGCGCAAGCCAAUUUAAAAGGCAAGAAAGACAAAGUCCCGCUGGAAGGGAAAUUAAUUUAUAGAAUUAUAGUAGAAUCUGUCAACGAGCGUUUUAAAGAUGCGAACGAACAAGAGAUGAGACGCAUAAUUGGAACCAAACUUCGAAACGCUCCCAGUCAAAGGAUCAGGGACAUAAGGGGUACCUUAAAUGUAUAAAUUUCCAAAAAACAAAUAAAAAGCCCUUUCGACUUACCUCA